UUCUCCAUUUUUGAUGCUCUCAAUGAUACAACUACUAGAACCAGAUCAAAUAUUUCCAGAACAAAUACUUCAGAGACUGGGGGCGCGAGCAACUCGAAGAAGGUUGAAGUAGUUCCUUUGUUGAGUAAUGUAGGUAUCCCUAAAAGCAUAAUGAAGCUUGAAGCUGGCCUAUCAAAAGCAAGAGCCGCCAUAAGAGAAGCCACCUUAAGUCAUCGGAAUCGGACACCAAUCGAAGACCCUGAUGAUUAUGCCCCAAAGGGCGGAAUCUAUCGAAACUCAUAUGCAUUUCAUCGGAGUUAUUUGGAAAUGGAGAAAAGGUUCAAGAUAUUUGUGUAUGAAGAGGGCGAGCCGCCUUUAGUUCACAAUGGGCCCUGCAAAAGCAUAUACUCCUCCGAGGGCAUAUUCAUUCACGAGAUGGUUCUUGGAAAUCGCUUUCGAACCAGGUCUCAGGAACGCGCCCAUGUGCAUUUCCUUCCAUUUAGUGUGGUGGCGAUGAUACAAUUUGUGUAUACCCCUAGUUCCUUCGAUCUUUAUCCUGUUAAGAACUUGGUUGCUGAUUACAUAGAUGUCAUCUCUAAGAAAUAUCAUUACUGGAACCAGAGCCUUGGGGCAGAUCAUUUCAUGCUCUCCUGCCAUGACUGGGGGCCCCACACAUCGGCCGCAAACCCCCUACUGAACAAGAAUUCCAUCAGGGUCCUCUGCAAUGCCAACAGCUCCGAAGACUUUUACCCCCAGAGGGAUGUCCCCCUGCCUGAGAUCAACAUCCCAUCUGGCAGCAUCGAAGGGAUGCUUGGUGGCCUCAGGCCCUCGGCUCGCACAAUCCUCGCUUUCUUUGCCGGUGGGGUUCAUGGAUGGAUUCGGUCCAUACUGCUCCAACACUGGAAGAACAAGGACCCGGAUAUCCAAGCCUUUGAAUACUUACCUCAUGACCUUUCGUACUGGGAUAUGCUGAGGAAGAGUAAGUUUUGCCUUUGCCCAAGUGGUUAUGAGGUCGCAAGCCCGAGACUCGUCGAGGCCAUUUACGCAGAGUGCGUUCCGGUUAUUAUCUCCGAUCAUUAUGUGCUUCCAUUUAGUGAUGUUCUUAAUUGGGCUUCUUUCUCAGUGGAGGUUAAGGUUGGGGAGAUAGAGAGACUGAAGGAGAUUCUUGAAGGGAUUUCCAUGGAGAAAUAUGUGAGGAUGCAGAGGAGGGUAAAGCAGGUGCAGAGGCAUUUUGUGGUUAAUGAGCCUCCAAAGAGGUAUGAUGUUUUCCAUAUGGUUAUUCACUCUGUUUGGCUAAGGAGGCUCAACCUAAAGUUGCACCUUUAG
Amborella trichopoda is the source of this 1305-nucleotide messenger RNA. RefSeq names its product putative glycosyltransferase At5g03795. Lineage: Eukaryota; Viridiplantae; Streptophyta; Magnoliopsida; Amborellales; Amborellaceae. The record is from RefSeq and is a predicted model, not a curated record. Gene Ontology annotation, molecular function: glycosyltransferase activity.